This is a messenger RNA of Adineta ricciae, 2601 nucleotides long. The record is from the annotation of a GenBank genome assembly. NCBI's taxonomy places the organism in Eukaryota, Metazoa, Rotifera, Eurotatoria, Adinetida, Adinetidae.
AUGAGUGAAAAAAAGCGUUUCAAACGGGAACUGACUGUAUUUGAAAACCUCCCAAAUGAAAUCAUCAUCGACGUUUUUGAUUAUUUGAAUGGUGUUGAUACUGUGUAUGGAUUUGAUCGACUUAAUUAUCGUUUCCAAUGCCUAUUGAAUGAUUUCGUGAAGAAUUUCGAUUUUCAAUCUGUCAGUAAAGCAAAACUUGAGGCAGUUAUUGCUUUACAUGACAUGCAUCGAUGGCGAUCACUGUGUCUUUCGAAUGAGAGUAAUACAUGUGGACAAAUACAAUUCUUCUGUGAAUCAUAUCCAUUGGUAGAACAUGUUUCUCAAUUACAAUCGUUAACUAUCAUAGAUAUGUCCAAAAACUAUCAAGAACGAUUUUUCCGUCAAAUGAGAUCAUUUGAUAAUCUCGUUUCACUAUCAGUCGGAAAUAUUUGUGGAGUGCUUGUCCAAUCUAUUCGGUUACCAUCAUUAAAGCAACUUAAUUUAACUUCAUGCGGACAUACUCAAUGGAUCACGAAUUUCCAUUCUCUGGAAAAGUUCCGCUACAAAAUCAUAAGCAAAUGUCAUCGUACGAUGGGCCUUAUAUUCCCAACAACAUUAGUCCAUCUCAAAGUGACAUAUAACACAGUGGACGAAGAAAAUAUACUUUUGAGAGCACUAUCUCAAUUAUCACAACUAAGAUUGCUGUCUGUAUGUAAUACUAAUCAGCUCAGUCGAUUGCCAGACGGAGUGGUUUGGGAAAAACUGAUUGUUUCGUCAUUACCAUUGUUGCACACAUUUCAAUUUUAUUUUCCUUAUGAACAAGGAGGUUAUCUUGUAAAUGGUGAUCUAAAUCAAACAAUUGCAUCAUUUUCGACUCCGUUUUACUUAGUUGAGAAACGUUGGUUUAUCCAAUGCGAUCGAGAUCUGUCGCAUCAAUGUCGAGGAGCUAUAUAUUCUUUACCGUUUGCCUUCUCAACAUUCUAUAUCAAUUCACUAACGCUCGACACAAGUAUUUCUACAUUACCUCUCGACAAUGGAACGAAAACGAGAAACCAUUUUUAUUCGAAAAUUAACACAUUGGUGCUCAAUGAAAAUUGCGAGGUACCAUACAAUGGUCUAAUGCCAUCAAAUAUCGUUCAUCUGACUUUAAACAGCACAUUAUCGUCAAACUGGUUUUAUUUCUUACCAGUAUUGCGCGAUUUACAUGUUACACAUAACUCAAGUAUGACCAAAACUGAAUUCGGUCGAUUACUUGAAUAUGCAUUGAAUCUUCGUUCGUUGACUAUUGCUUCGAAUAAGUUGAAAGAACUUACUGAUAAUUAUACGGAUGAAGCCAUAUGCAAUCGACUAUCAGACCAAAUCAUAAGUUUAACUCUAGAUGAUCCCAAUUCAAAUUUAUAUACUGUGAGCUAUAUGGCGAAGUCUAAUCUUCCAUUGAGCAAUAUAUUUAACAUGGAACAGCAGCAGCAACGCACUGGAUGUCAAUGGCUACAUCGAUUGAUUAACAUUGAUAUCUGUGUCGAUUGGUGGUUUUUCGUGUACAACGGGACAAUAAAACGAGGAUUAGUAUUUGGUCCGCCACGUCAGAACACACUUUGGGCAAUACGAAUAUUCUGCAUUAUAGCCACGUGCACGAGCAUACUUGAAAUAAUUCAAAUUAUCCGAGAUACCUGUCAAAAUCGUCCAACAUCUUUAUUCGGUCAGAUAACCAAUGGUUUAACCUUGUGGUUUGAAGAUGUUCCGUUAUUAACACUGAAUCUUUUGAUUGUUAUUUGUCGUGAUGGUGAAGUGACUUACAUAAGUUUAACGAAAGCCAUUAUUGGUAUUAUCGCCUCAUUGAUUCGAUUUUUCUCCGUUCUUUUGAACAAAUGGCUCAUUCGUCAUGAUUACCAACGUAAAGACAAUUUAUCAAAAUUUUUCAAUACAAUAUCAACCAUUGGCGUUGUAUUUGUUUUUAUACUUUCAACAGCCAUACAUAUCAUUGCCAGUUUACCAAUCGAUAGUUUCGGACAUGUGUACUUAGAAAAGCCAUCUGACUUUACACAAUUUAAAUUUGCUCAUCAGAAAUACUUUCAUAAUGUUGGAGUAUUUCUUCGUUCGCCAAAAUUCUAUGAAAAAUACAUCUAUUUGACGGAUAUGGACAAGAUCAUUGAAAAAAGUCCACAAAUAUUCCUUUAUACAAUCAAUCAUCAAGAAGAUGUGUUCUGCGUAAAACGUACCAAUCGAACCUGUUUUCAACAAUUGAACGAUUCAGAUGUUCAAAUCUUUGACCGACAAUUAAAAACGAAAUCAAUUGAUUAUUCCAUUGCAUUUCAAUUUCAACAGCCAGAUUCAUAUUAUAUCCUUGGAGAUAUUCAUUACAAUGUUAUUCGUUGUGAUGAUAAAACUCGUGAUGUUUACAGCGACAAAUUUGAACUACAUUAUUUUCGUUUUAAAGACAAUAUUAACCAAACUAAAACACCUUUAGUCAAUAGUCAAGAUCAAACUUAUCGUUACUAUGAUAUUCAUCAUGAUUUCGAAUCGAUUGAAUAUUUAUGGCGAACUGGCUUAUCUCGCUGUUCAUCAACGAGUAGUUAUAGUCCACAUCGUUCUCAACAGAUAACUGUCAAUGAUUGCACUUAA